AUGAGUACUACAGUGGGUAUUGCCGGUUUCACUGGUCAGUUUGCCCAACUCUUAAGCUCGCGGCUUCUGAAGUCCAGCAAUGUCAAUCUCCGUGGCUUUUGUCGAAACGCCUCCAAGGUGGCUCAAUCUUUGUCCUCACUUUUAAACGUCGAGGUUAUUCAGGGCGAAGCACAAGACCGAUCCCUACUGUCCAAGUUCGUCAAAGGCUGCGAUAUUGUCGUGUGUUGCUAUCAAGGAGACGACAAGUUGAUGAUUGACGGUCAAAAGGCUCUAAUUGACGCCUGCGAAGCUGAGCAAGUCCCUCGUUACGCGUACCUGGAGACAAAAGAAACGGUCAAGGGUGUUCAUAUCCUGAUUGGUGUCUUCUUUGAAACCCUAUUCAGCCCUUACUUUGAGAUAUACGAUGCCAAAACCAAGACCUUUUCUCAUUGGGGAGAACCGGGGGUGCUUUUUGAAGGCACGUCAUUUGGCAACGCUGCAGAUUACACGGCUCGAGUAAUUCUUGAUAAGAACGCGACAGGCGUUAAGCGAUUUGUGGGUGACACCAAGUCUCUAAACGACAUUGCUCAGUCCUUCGAAAAGGUCUAUAACGUCAAGUCAGACGUCGUGGUUAAAGGCUCGGCGAAGGAGUUGUAUGACAAAAUGUGGAGCGUGAGACAACAGCCAUCCAGCUCGCCAGCCGAUUAUAUGGCAAUGUUUUACCAGCAUUACAUUAUCAACGAGCAGACUUACGUCGGCCCGUACCUUGAUAUUACAUAUCCCGACAUCAAGAGAUUAUCAUUUGAGGAUUUUAUGAAAGGUGUGGCUGUUGACAAGCUACCUAAUACGUACCGGAACCCUGUGGUUCCCAAGGCCAGAAGCGAGGAAUGA
This is a messenger RNA of Trichoderma virens Gv29-8, 870 nucleotides long. RefSeq lists its product as uncharacterized. The record is from RefSeq and is a predicted model, not a curated record. NCBI's taxonomy places the organism in Eukaryota, Fungi, Ascomycota, Sordariomycetes, Hypocreales, Hypocreaceae. The transcript is spliced from 4 exons. The coding region runs from base 1 to 870 and encodes 289 amino acids.